This is a messenger RNA of Entamoeba nuttalli P19, 723 nucleotides long. RefSeq names its product lipid phosphate phosphatase, putative. The record is from RefSeq and is a predicted model, not a curated record. NCBI's taxonomy places the organism in Eukaryota, Evosea, Mastigamoebida, Endamoebidae. Bases 1 to 723 code for a protein of 240 amino acids. Gene Ontology annotation, biological process: phospholipid metabolic process. The transcript has a single exon.
AUGAAUCAUACAGGAAUAAUUGAGAAUAGUAAAAGAUUCAUUAAUGAGUAUAAGUCAGACAUUGGACUAUAUUUUAUUUUAAUAAUUAUUAAUAAUUUCGUUGGAUUCAUUCCAACUCAUCAAGAAAUUCCUUACAAGGAAGACCCAAAUUAUAUGUUUUCAAAAAUUAAUGAUGUUAUUCCAAGAACAAUGAAUGUUAUUAUUAAUUUUUAUAUUCCAAUUUGUGUCAUUGUAAUAAUAUCUAUCUUUCAAAAGAAUAUAGAAAAAGGAUUAACAAUGCUUAUUCCAUUUCUAAAUAGUGAAAUGAUUGUAGGAAUAAUCAUUCAAUUAUUAAAACGAUAUUCUGGAAAACCAAGACCAUUUUAUAAUACAUAUUGUAUUGAACAUUAUAAACCAACUUGUAACCAUAGUUUUCCAUCUGGUCAUACUGCAUAUGCUUUUCAAGGACAAAUGUUCUUAUCACUAAUAUUAUUAGAAUUUAUUUCACAAUACAAAAAGUCAACUAAUUUAAUUGUACAAUUCAUUGUAUUUUUACCUUGUGUAUGGGCUUUUGUUGUUGGACUAACCCGCUUUUAUGAUCACCACCAUACUAUUUCUGAUAUUCUUGCAGGUGGAAUUAUUGGAGCAUUUAUUGGAUUUACAACAUAUUAUGUGUAUAAAAAUAAAGUUUCUAAAAAGAAAGAAUUAACAGAUGAAGAAUUAUUUGCAAUUGAAUUUGAAUAA